Pocillopora meandrina is the source of this 9140-nucleotide messenger RNA. NCBI's taxonomy places the organism in Eukaryota, Metazoa, Cnidaria, Anthozoa, Scleractinia, Pocilloporidae. The record is from the annotation of a GenBank genome assembly.
AUGUCGGUUGUUUUCGAAGAGUGGAGACUUUGUCGAUUCGCAUGGGUACCAGCCUUCAUUUCAGGGUAUGGAUUAUCUCUUAUGUCUUUGUUGACAAUGACAGCCAUGAGCGUGGACAGACUUCUCGCCCUGUUGUUGGGGCUGAGACACAAACAAAUUGUAACUUUGAAGCGCACAUAUAUCAUUGUCGUUACUCUUUGAUUGUAACCUUUGUCGCUACUCUAUGCAACGUGUUAGAUUCUCUUAUAGCGCCUUGGUUUGGUCGAAUUGUCAUCUCAUGUUGCCUAUUAAUCUCGAUUGCUUCAUAUGCUAAGAUUUUCUGUGCCCUUCGCCGUCAUCACGCUCAGGUACAAAGUCAUGUUCAACAACAGCCGAGCCAACCAAAUGCAUUGAACAUGGCGCGAUACAAAAAGGCAGUGUACAGUGCACUGUGGGUGCAGUUAGCGUUACUUGCUUGUUAUGUACCAAUGAGUGUAGUGGGAAUUUUGAUGGCUCAUAUAAAAGGAGAUUCAUCACAUUUAGUCGUCGCUCUUGGAAUAGUGAAUACCCUGGUUUAUUUUAACUCGACUUUAAAUCCGUUUCUUUACUGCUGGAAGAUUAGUGAAGUAAGAAGAGCAGUUAAGCGGACAAUCAGACAAGCGCUUUGCUGUCCACGGGGUUAGUUCUUCCAUUAACUCUUACCUAGUUGUUUCAAGCAAGUAUGUAACGUGACGACGCUAUUAGAUAACGCAUAACGCAUCCUGUCGGGUACAUCAUUGAAUAGGAAGAAGUAAGAAGCUUAAUGAAGUCGCUGCACAAAGCUGUUUAGAUAUUCUCAUCAUGGAUGAACAUGGCUCAUUUUGUGCAUGAAAAAGCAAAAAUCAUGGAAUAUACACGUUAACGAUAUCGUAGGAAUUUAAGAAUGGUAUUUAUCUUAACUGAGGGAGGCGUUUGACUACAGCUGGCUCGAUACGAAAAAAAUUCCUUAUCUUAUUAACAACCAGUGGCUUCAAUCGCGGCUUCUGUGGAUAAAGUUUAUUUCCAAGUGCACGUAUAGCUAAAGGCCAGAGAGUCGUAUCACUAACGGCAAUACUUGGGACAAGUAAGUUUUAUGCGACGGCAGUUAUUUUGAAUACAACAAAUUAUGAUUUGAUCGACAUAAAAAAUGCCGUCCACGCAAGGUAGGGAAAAAAACGGGAAGCUAGUUUGAUUUUACUUACUCGUUUUACAAUCUUAGUGGUACGAAAGUACAUGUAUAGGAUAAAAUUGAUUGUGAAAGGGUAGUGAAGGAGUGACUUUUAAGUUCUUAUCUAACGGAUGGUGAAAUAAUUUCAAAUUUUUAACCUCACUACAUGGAAUAAAGCGUUUGACUUUGACUCAAUAUUACCGCGUGAACCGUUCAAAGUAAGGCUUGUUAAAGACACGAAAUCGUAAUUUUGAGCGAAAAAGUCCAUAAUGCUUAUCAAUGUGUGAUGAUACUUCUAUAAACUGUAAAUAGCUAGUAAGUAAGCGAAUGAGAAACAGUUUAACAUUACAGGCUCUUACUGAGAAUUCUCUUAAAUAUUUUGUUGCUUAAAAUUUAUUAUCAAAUUACUAAUGAGGACCAAUUAAUGGUAAAAUUACAAUGUCCUAAGAUAAUUCUCUUAACGAUUGUCGUUUGUUUCUGAAAAUUUAUUAUUAAUCAUCAAUUAAUCAUAAUCAUGUUUUGAUUAAUAGUGUACUCAAUGGGUUAUAUUGAUAUGAAACUCACUGAUAAGUUAGAAGGAAACUUACUAUCAAUACUGAAAAGUGUUGUAGCAAAAUAAAUGGUAUGCUUCAUAAAAAUGUAGGGGCCGGUUAUUUACACAAUGUCUAUUCCAAACCAUGGUUUUAUGCAAGCAGUGAAAAGCAGGUGUUCUCUAUAAGAGGGUAGAUAAAACAUAAUAAAUGUCCUUCCUUUAUUAGAUCUCGACCCUCUAGAUACUAUUCGCAAAAAUUUGUACCAAGAUAAGAGGUUCAACUAAAUUGAAGAUGGCUUAGAACGCAGUUUUGUAAAACAACGACUAAACUUUGUCUAAAGAACUUUCGUGAGGCUAGAAAACAUUUCAGACACUUUAUUCUUGAAGAAAUCCCUUCAAUAUUGAACGGCUAAUAUUUUGUUUGAUGGCAAAAUAUUUCGCAAAAGUAGAGAAGACUUAUAUUUAUAGCAUUUUUUGGUAGAUAGAUGGUCAAAAUGGUGCCAAUGGAUUCACCAACUUGUAAGAAGCUCAUUGAUAACAUUGUUUGAAUCAAUGAAAACCCGGAAAGAUUUUUCGUGCAAAUGAAGACAUCAUCUAGAACACAGGUGAUGAGAAAGGAUUGUUUUUAUUUUGAGGGUGUUUAUCAUUACCCAACACCAGAUUAUCGUAACCAUUUCACAAAGACAGCUGCAGAAAUAACAAAGGAGAAUUAUACAAGCAUCUCCUGAUGACGAUCGAACCAAGAAACAUCUCACCAAGGUAGAACUAAAUAUUGACUCGAGAUUUCGUUUUUAUCAAAAAUCCUGACAUGGGAAAUAUGAAAUCAAGGAUUUCUAACCAAACAACAAUUUGUGGUGAAUGGCAUUGAUUAAACGUUUUACUUUACUAACAUCAAACCUGAUUAUUGCUGUUUCUCGUAAAGUUCUCUUUUAAGGAUCAAUCGUUUGUGAAAAACAAACUUUGCAAAAUGAUCAGACCUACUCAUCAAAAGAAGGGCUUUAAAAAAAUGGCUCACCAUUUUUUUUUGGAAACAAAUGACAAUAUUCCCGAGCAUUUCAAACGUGUAAACGCGAUUGAAAAAGUUUUCAUACGAUGAUUCAUAUCAAAGCAGUUUAAGUGAUUUCAAGGCUGGCAGGUGCUCUCCAGACGCAACAUUUUAUGCUGCAAUCACACGUAAUCUGAAGGAAAGAACAAAACGACAGCAGAAUGAUGGCGGAAACAAAUCUAACCAAAGAUGGAGCACAGACGAACGCAUUCGAAGAUUUUCGGUGCUCCCCUUUUUUGGCAGGUGGAUUACAACCACAAUCAAUCCAUUUCUCAGCUACAGUUUACAUUAUCCUCUCCAUUACAAUAUUUCUUGGGAAUUCUCUUAUCCUUGUUGCCCUUCACAAGGAAUCUUCCCUUCACCCGCCGUCCAAACUCUUGUAUCGUUGUCUGGCAACGACUGACCUGUUAGUUGGUAUUUUUAGCCAGUCUAUGAUGGCUACUUAUUUCAUGUCCUUGGCUAACGAUAACUGGAGUCUUUGUCGAUACGCAAGCGACGCCACCUUCACAACAAGCUACACAUUUGCGGAGUGUCUUUAUUUAUAAUAAUGUUGCAAGAUGUUGCGUUGAAAUAUUGCGUGCGUGUGGCCGGGCCUUAAGAAAUAAGGGUCUGAGUGAUCGUGACCGGCCAGGUGCCGUUGAUAGGAAAUAUCUGUCGUUUCAAAUACAGGUAACUAGCGGGGAAAAGAAAACGACCGUAUAUUGAACUGCAUGGCGACAACUAAUUAUAUAGGAGGUGUAACACAAAGGAACACCAGGUUUGAAAAGUGGCUUUUCAACCUUUCUGGCUGAUGAGUUGCCGGCAUCAAUCAGCCAUUUCCUUCUCUGCGGUGUACUUUCUCCUCCCAUCACAGCAUCUCCUAGCAAUUCUCAUGUCCUUGUUAUAAACAGUUUUCAACUUGAAUUUGUUUUGUCAUUAGAAAAAUAUCCACAUUGCUUAUGAAUGUUUGAAAAUGUCAUUGAUAAUAACAAACAUUGUGUAAGGGGGUGUAUGAAUUUAAAUAAACACUUUCCUUUUCUUAAUUAAUUCUUUCCAAAACUUCCAAUUUUCCGAGAUUAAACGUAAGACUCCAUCUUCUCCACUCAGCUAAAGGUGAAUUUCUACCCGAGAAGACGACGUUUAAAAUAAUUGUGAAAUACUGCUAGUAUCAAAGAUGUCUGUCUGUACGUUUGACUCUUAAAGCUCAUUUGUUCCUAUUUUGGUCACGUUUCCUAAUGAUCUUUCAUCGAUAGAGAGCUAGUCAAGUGUCCAUAUCAUCUGUAUAAAAUUUUGCAUCAAACCAUUAAAAUGUAAAUGAAUUCUAAUAUUAAAAAGAAGCUUAAAUCUGAGGGGUUCCGGAAAAAAGCAAUCAACUCUUUGGCACAACAGACAAUUUGUUUACGCACUUUGAACAAGCAAACGCUGAUGAGGAAGUCUCUAUGUGUUUAUUGAAGGAAGGUUCAGUCAUCGUUGCACAGCUUGGGGUGUUUAAACGAAAUAUUUCUCAUUGCCAGUUGCCUCAGUACAAGAAAAAGGAAACGAUUACAGAACAAUGUCGACAACAAAGUUCACUAGGAGUGGAACACAGACGAAAACAUUUGUAGAACUGUUAUGCACCCCAUCUUUUGGAGGUGGAUUACAUGAAAUAUUUACUUUUUUCUCAGCAGUGCACAUUCUCCUCUCCAUCACAGCAUUCCUUACAAAUUCUCUCAUUCUUGUUGCCCUUCACAAGGAAUCUUCCCUCCACCGACCGUCCAAACUCUUGUACCGUUCUCUGGCAACAACUGACCUGUUGGUUGGUCUUGUUGCCCAGCCUCUCUAUGCUACUUACUGGAUGUCCUUAGUUCAGGAACACUGGAGCCUUUGUCGAUACGCAUUUGACGCAGCCUAUAUCACGGGCUCUGCAUUGUUUUUAACGUCUUUGAUGACGAUGACGGCCAUAAGCGUAGACAGACUUCUCGCCCUGUUGUUGGGGCUGAGGUACAAACAAAUUGUAACUUUGAAGCGCACAUAUAUCAUUGUAGCUACCAUCUAGAUUUUAUCUCUUGUCUCUUCUUUAUGCGCUUUACUUGAUGAUCGUAUAACUUUUUUGCACCGUCUCAUAACUAUACCUCUUUGCUUGGUUAUUUCACUCGCAUCAUAUACAAAGAUUUUUCGCACUCUCAGAUAUCAUCAGGUUCAGGCAGAAGAUCCCGUUCAACAACAGCCGAGCCAAUUAAAUUUACUGAACAUAGCUCAAUACAGAAAAGCAGUGUAUGGUGCACUGUGGGUGAAGUUAGCAUUAGUUGUUUGUUUUGCACCAUUCUUUAUCGUGGUAACCGUGAUUGCACACAGUAAAACACAUUCAUCGCAUUUGGUCAUCCUAAGGGGAAUAACCGUUGUCUUGGUUUACUUUAACUCGACGUUAAACCCGUUUCUUUACUGCUGGAAGAUAAGUGAAGUAAGACAAGCAGUAAAGCAGACAAUCAGACAAGCACUUUGCUGUCCAAGGAGUUAGACCAUCUUGAGUUUUACCCGAUCGUACUGGUACUUUCAGUUCAAAACUGACUGAUAGGGAACGCUCGUCAAUCAGCUACACCAUGAUAUAUAUCUUUGCUCGAGAUCUCUCGAUUGUAUUUUUCGCACCUUAACAACUAAAGGGGAGGCAACCGAAUAACUAACAAUAAAUUUAAAGAAAUAGUUUUAGUGCUACCUCACAUUAUCAUGAUUAGAUCAAUUCAUAAUCUAAGAAAAGAUAUGCACGCGCAGGAUCAUACUCACGUUUGUUAUUAUAAGAAAGUGUAAGGAACAAAAUUGAAGCAAAAACGGUUAGUAUAAAGUUCUCUCUCAGGUUCACCGUUUUGCUGAAAUUAUUUGCUAAAGGGAAAAAGGAAUAUUGAAUGAAAAAAAGUAUAUCGACUUUUAAAAAUAUCACAUAGAAAGGGUUGCUUUAUUUCCAGUUUGUUCAUGGUGUAUUUUUCAGUUGUCUCCAAGUGGUGAUUAAUUCUAUGUUUACCAUUUUCCUCUAUAUUUCUUUCAAGUUGUUUCACAAAGUUUUAUGGAAUUCAGGAUUGACCAAAUUUCAUUAUGGGGCCUAGAAAUAGCAGUAUAUCUAAAUAUACUGCUUAGUUCUUUACUUAAAAAAAAGUCGCAAUCGAGUUCCUUUAUUGUUUUGAAAACAGUAAUAUAGCUGAUGUUUGCCAAGGGAUACGACUUUAGUGCUAAUUUGUACUUGAGCUAAAUUUUACUGAUUGAGGUACAUGGCAAAUAGCGGAAGUGAAGAAGGAAAGGUUAAAUUCCAAACUAUUCAAAAUUGAAUGCGUAACACAGUUGAAAGAGGGAUUUCGGAGAAAGCUUAAAUAUUGGUAUUAUUUUAUAGUGAGAUAUCUCAAGUUAUUUUUAACGCAGAAACCUUGUUCCGGCGAUGAAGGCAAAUUACAGAACCUUUCUCCUACCUUUUGCCAGCACAGCCAAGCUUACGACUUCAUUACGCCGCCAAGCAAAGUGUAAAAGAAAGUACGAAAGUGCAAAAUAGCACAACAUGGGUCAAGUCUAAAACAACAAUAUGUGUAAGUCUAAGGCCGUAGAAACUUUUAAAUUUAUCAAGAAACUGAGAAAAACUACGCAUCAUUUAGAUUCUCAUUGUUUACAAAGGCAAAUUACCUAUCUACAAGCGCAUGCGUAAUCAUUUGACCGCUGUGUUGCUCAUUUAUUACUGUCUACUAGUCAAGCUGCAGUCGCUAUUCGGAAUAAUUAAAGUGGAGAUUAAUGGGAAGGAGAAUUGGCGGAAAAAGAACUUCUUAAGAAGAAACAAAUAAGUUGCUGCAUUUUUUUUUUUAUCAAUGAAAGCGCUCGUUUGGUUUGCUUCUCCGUUAUUUCCCCAUCGGUGAAUAAAAUAACGGAUUAAAGGUUAAAAUAAAUAACGUACAGUCGAAAGAAAAGUAAAUAUGUUACGAAAUGAAUAAUUUAGUAUUUGAUGAAAUUUCGUACUCAGAACGAGGCUGAGGGUGUCAUGGCUGGAUGAUGUCUCCUCACCUUCCUGCGUGCUUUAUAUCUUAAUUAGCACACACUGUUUUAUUGGUUAAGAUGCAGUCGCUAGUCCGUCGGCGCGAUACAGAGAGGCCGUGUAUAGUGCACUGCGGGUGCAGUUAGCAUUAGUUGUUUGUUGCGCACCAAUUUAUAGUAAAACAUAUCAAUGACACUUAGUCGUUAAAUGGAGAACAUCAGUUGUCUUACUUCACUUUAACUUGAAGUUAUAUCCAUUCUUAACUGUUGGAAAAUUGGGGAAGUAAGACAAGCAGUAAAACAGACAAUCAGAGAAGCACUUUGCUGUCCGUAGCGUUACCUCCUCCUCGGUUUGGUUUUAUAAGACUUUCAUUAAGUCACGAUUGUUAUUAGGGAGCGCUCGUAAAAAAUGUCAUUGAUUAAGCAGAAGAAAUAAGAAGUUCAGUAGAAUCGUUGUACGUCGAGCUUUUGUCAAUAGUCUUUUCAAAGAGUAAACGGGAGUUUUGAAGUAAAUGUUGCUGACGAAGGUAGAAUUGAACAACUGUGCGACGAGUUUUGAUAAUUCCUUAGCAUAUUUCCAUUGGUUUUCGACCACCACUUAUAAAUUGUUUUCUUCACUUCAGUAUUAAGUUGUUACUGUUGUGAUGAAAGGAAAAUUUUGACAAUUGCCCCAGAGCAUUGCAAAAUUACCUGCCGUUUAUAUGAGAGAUUUCUUGAUACAAAAACACUUUUAUUUUCUAACUAACCAGACGUAGGAAGUAAGAAAACUAGAUCAUAGGGUCUCUAGGCUAACUUUUCCUCGUUAUUGUUCAGUACUGUGUUCAAUACAGGCAGAAUAUUUCAAUUUAAUAAUGGGCACUCAAACAGUAAUAUAGCUGAUGCCUAUUUGUUUGUCGACGAAAUUACCUUUUAGUGCUUAUUUGUACUAAAACUGACAUUCUUUGAGAUUAAAAACUUGUCGCAGCCCACCCAAACGCUUUAGUAGUUUCAUCAGCUGCAGUCGCCAUUCGGAGAAAUUGAUAAGUUGUUGGUUUGUCUAUCAGCAAUUUUCCUGUCCAAAAAUAAAACGAUAGAUCUAAAGUUGAUAUAUAAGUAUAUAUAUAAACCCAUUUUCGAAAAUGUUGCUAUUUGAAAUAUAUUUUUAAUAGUAUGUUCAUGUAAACGAUGCCUAAUACAAGUCCGAAUCUGUCUUUGCAAGCAGGUGUCUCCUUAACAACUUAUUCGUUCCCCAGUGUGCGAUAAAAAGCACGAGGCAAUUUCAGAGAGUUUGAAAUAUGUGUCAGAGUUGGUAAAGACGAAGCUUCUCCUGGAACAGUUGUAAAUUUUUUAUCGAUUAUUGAUAAGCUUCGAGCGCCCAUCCCUUCAUUUUCCAUCUCGAUUAAUAAAUUAUCCUGUUUACCUUAUUAUUAGAAACUAAUUGUCAUCACCAAAGAAGAGUCGCUAAUUGCCUAAGACAAUCACAGGAACAAAAAUUGAAUAACUUUCCUUUUACAGUUACAGGAAAUGGUUUAAUGGCGUGAUAACUUGAUCCUGUUUCUAUUUUGUUUUUAGUUCUAUUCGGAUACGAAACGGAGAGAAAAAAAGCUACAAAUCGCAAUUUGAUACACAGUUAGUUUCAAAUAUUUUGAAACAAGUUUGUAUGUGUGGCUGUACAUUAAUUUUGAAUAGUUAUGUAGUCUACGUAAUACAUUAGGUGACUGUCACGAAUUCAGUUUUUCUCAUAGAAUAAUUGACAUCGCCAGCUUGAGCUUUUGCAUUUUUAGCUUUCCGUAGCUGAUAAUGAUUCAAGUCUUAACUUCACACGAAAGAUAUGGACCCUUGAUUAGCAUCCUAUUUUAAUGGGAUUUGAUUCUGGUAAAGAGCGGCUCUUUGCCGCACUGUAAAAACACCGAAAUAACAGAUGUUUCUAUAUGUGCCUUUAAUUGCUAUUUCAUAAAAGAGGCACCCAAAGAUUCCCGAGAAAAAUAAAAUUUUUUUGACCCAGUAGAAAAUUUCCUAAUGCAUUUUGAAUGAGUAAGUCUCUAUGCGACAGUUAGUUAGGAAGUUAAGCUUCAGUAAUCCUUGCUGCCAUUUUCCGUUGCAAGAACAGAAACCUACAAGAAAAGGAACACGCCGAAGACAGAAUUAUGUCGACAACAAAUUUCAGUAGCGGUAGAAGUCGCUCGGAAUCAUUUAAAGAACUGCUAUGCUCUUCCUCUUUGGUGGGUGGGCUUCAACAACAACUAUCAAUUUGCUUCUUAGCGGUUGACAUUCUCCUCUUCAUCACAGCAUUUGCAGGAAAUUCUCUUAUCCUUGUUGCCCUUCACAAGAAAUCUUGCCUGCAUCCGCAGUCAAAACUCCUGUAUCGUUGUCUGGCAACCACUGAUCUGUUGGUUGGUCUUGUUGCUCAGCCUCUCGAUGCUCUAUGUUGGAUGUCCGUGGUUCAGGAACACUGA